AUGGGAGGGGGCAGCGACAAGAACUGGGGGUUUCGAGGCACAAACGACCAGCGGAAGCUUUUGUGGAUCUGCUGCCCCCCCCCCCCCACCCCCCCCCCCCCCCCCCCCCCCCCCCCCCCACCCCCCCCCCCCCCCACGCCCCCCCCCCCCCCCCCCCCCCCCCCCCCCCCCCCCCCCCCCCCCACCCCCCCCCCCCCCCACCCCCCCCCCCCCCCACCCCCCCCCCCCCCCCCCCCACCCCCCCCCCCCCCCACCCCCCCCCCCCCCCACCCCCCCCCCCCCCCACCCCCCCCCCCCCCCACCCCCCCCCCCCCCCACCCCCCCCCCCCCCCACCCCCCCCCCCCCCCACCCCCCCCCCCCCCCACCCCCCCCCCCCCCCACCCCCCCCCCCCCCCACCCCCCCCCCCCCCCACCCCCCCCCCCCCCCACCCCCCCCCCCCCCCACCCCCCCCCCCCCCCACCCCCCCCCCCCCCCACCCCCCCCCCCCCCCACCCCCCCCCCCCCCCACCCCCCCCCCCCCCCACCCCCCCCCCCCCCCACCCCCCCCCCCCCCCACCCCCCCCCCCCCCCACCCCCCCCCCCCCCCACCCCCCCCCCCCCCCACCCCCCCCCCCCCCCACCCCCCCCCCCCCCCACCCCCCCCCCCCCCCACCCCCCCCCCCCCCCACCCCCCCCCCCCCCCACCCCCCCCCCCCCCCACCCCCCCCCCCCCCCACCCCCCCCCCCCCCCACCCCCCCCCCCCCCCACCCCCCCCCCCCCCCACCCCCCCCCCCCCCCACCCCCCCCCCCCCCCACCCCCCCCCCCCCCCACCCCCCCCCCCCCCCACCCCCCCCCCCCCCCACCCCCCCCCCCCCCCACCCCCCCCCCCCCCCACCCCCCCCCCCCCCCACCCCCCCCCCCCCCCACCCCCCCCCCCCCCCACCCCCCCCCCCCCCCACCCCCCCCCCCCCCCACCCCCCCCCCCCCCCACCCCCCCCCCCCCCCACCCCCCCCCCCCCCCACCCCCCCCCCCCCCCACCCCCCCCCCCCCCCACCCCCCCCCCCCCCCACCCCCCCCCCCCCCCACCCCCCCCCCCCCCCACCCCCCCCCCCCCCCACCCCCCCCCCCCCCCACCCCCCCCCCCCCCCACCCCCCCCCCCCCCCACCCCCCCCCCCCCCCACCCCCCCCCCCCCCCACCCCCCCCCCCCCCCACCCCCCCCCCCCCCCACCCCCCCCCCCCCCCACCCCCCCCCCCCCCCACCCCCCGACGACUGGGUGGACCUGCUACCGUUCGCGGAAUACGCUUAUAACAAUGCAGUACACAGCAGUACCAGGAAAUCCCCCUUUGAAGUGGUGUCGGGGCAACUGCCUCAGCCUUUCCCGCUCCUGUCCGAGGCCACGGGGGCACCAGUAGAGCUUCAGGGCUGGGUGAAGUCUAUCCGGGAGGCAUGGGCUCCCAUGCAGAAAGCCCAGGACAAAGCUAAGCAAGAUUAUAAAGCCCAAGCUGAUAAAAAGCAGUGGGGGAUUGUUCUCAGCCUUCAUUCUUUCAUCCGUUCCACAUACUCUCUGCUUUUACUCAGGGGGGUUGGGCAGUGUGCAUUCCGCCUCCCCAAAGGCCUCCCUCACGGGCGCGGGCAGUCCAGGUACGCUCAAUGGAACGCCCGUACCAAGCGUGGUGCGCUGACGUGCCCAGCGUCCACCCACUCAUUCAUACCUUUGGGGAAAUGUGCCCAGGCCACCAAAUACUGUAGCUGCUUGCGGUAA
Sphaerodactylus townsendi is the source of this 1749-nucleotide messenger RNA. RefSeq names its product basic proline-rich protein-like. Bases 1 to 1749 code for a protein of 582 amino acids. Gene Ontology annotation, molecular function: nucleic acid binding. Lineage: Eukaryota; Metazoa; Chordata; Lepidosauria; Squamata; Sphaerodactylidae. The transcript is spliced from 4 exons. The record is from RefSeq and is a predicted model, not a curated record.